AUGGAAGAAGACACGAAGACACUGGAAACUACCCAUCACUUUUGGGAGAGCGAGGUGGAGCUGGUAAGGAAGAAGACCAAAGCACCGAAUGGGAAGAAGUUUCGCUACUUUGACGACAAGGGAAUCCUCAACUUUGUCUUUCUGCUAUGGAUGUAUAGAUGGAUCAGGGAAACGUCAAAGAGAUACCUGGACCCUUACAUGCUCCACCCUCUUCCACUGGCUGACCAGCUUCUCAUAUGGCAACCAAUUCUUUCUAAGCAUAUUAGUGACGGUAUUGCAAGCCUGGAAGCAUAUGAGGCUCUAAGCAAAGAGGAAAAGAAGAGUGCCAAGAAGCCUGUAAAAUAUAUACUAUUGAGAGCCCUUUUGUUAACCUUUUGGAAGAGGCUUCUGUUAAUCUUGGUGGCUAUCGUUGUUAUGAACGCCAUUAACAUGAGUGUUCCCAUCUUCCUGCACAGAUUGCUCAACUUGUUGUCAGAAAAGGACUUCAACUUCAUGACGUUUUUGUCCCUUGCACUUUCCAUCAUAAUCAUUGAACUCUUCAAGGAAAUUUGCAUGGAACACAUAAACUAUUAUUUACAAAGACUUUCAUGUGUCAUCGACUCAUGCCUCCGUGCGACAAUUGUCCAACAUGGACUCUGUUAUAGACGUAGCACAUUUGGGCACUUUUCUGAUAGCCAUAACUCUUGCAAGAGUGCCAUUCAUUGCUGUUCAGGGAAAGAUGCAUGUACUGAUAAUCCAUUGUUAUGCCCAGCAAGGCGUUACAAGAAUAAUGAGAUUAACCCAAAAGUAUUCACUUUGGCACUAAACCAACCACGUCAUGUUCCAUUUACCAUUGAGUGUAUUGCUGGAAUAAUCGACUUUCUGACAGCCUUCACAUACGGGCUCAUUGUUAUUAGUCAGCAGCUGAACAUGAAGGCAAUGAACAUUCUAAUAGUAUCUAUCUUUUUGGUACUAUGCAUAAUCGCUGUGGAGGUUACAAAUGGUUUUCUCUUUCUGCAAUAUUUUGGAAUUAGGGAUGCCAGAAUAGACAAAUCCGAAGAGGUGUUAUCUAGUCUCCCCCUAAUAAAAAGAAUGCUACUGGAUGAUAUAGGCCAUGAUAUUGUUAUGGAAGUCAGAAAUGAUGAAUUAACUAUCAUAGCUGUACGUUUCUUUUUGGCGCUAUUUAGCAAAGUUAUAAUGGCAUCAAUCACAUGCAUAAACAUUAUUAUUCUUGUUAAUGACUUUGUUACCCAAGUAAAAGAUGCUACCGAUGUAAAGGACAUUAAUCCCUCUGGAUUACUCGCCUCCAUAUUUGUUAUCAUGAAGAUCAUUUCCCCCCUCUAUAUGGUUCCGUUUAAACUCAAAUUGUUGGCGUAUGCUAUUUGUGGAAUAAUCAAUAUCGAAAAGUUCUUAAAGAGUUGCUCACCAAACUUUUACAUUCCUGAUAACAAGUUUACUGGGAAGACUACUCUACCAGAUGGACUGCCUGCUGAGGACAAGACACUGCCAAAGGGCCUAGUUGUAAUGUUCAAGAAGGCCUCCUUUGCCUGGAUCAAUAGCAGGAAGGAUCUUCUUGACAAUACUGGUACUACUUGUCUGAGAGACCUUGACUUUGUCCUCAACUCUGGUGACCUUGCCAUAAUUACCGGUGCUCAAGGUUCUGGCAAGAGUAACUUUGUCAAGGCUAUUCUUGGUGACAUGACUCUGGUUGAAGGAUCAAUGGCUGUAUUGCCUCUCUCUACUAACAUGCCAAUAUUCUAUGCUUCUCAGGACGUAUGGCUACAAAAGGGUACCAUCAUGUCUAACAUUACCUUUGGUCAUAGAUUUGAUGAGGAGCUUUACAACACAGUUUUAAAGGCUAUUGAACUUGAGCACGACAUUUCCACUUGGGAAGGAGGUGACAUGCGUAAGAUUUCUGAACAUGGUUACUCUCUCAGUGGAGGUCAGAGAGUCAGAAUUGGACUUGCUCGUGCCAUCUAUUCCUAUCUCAUAUUCAGUAAGACUAGCAGAGAAGAGAACAAUGCCAAGUGCUCCUUUUUGGUAGUCCUUGAUGAUUGUUUCACAAGCUUGGAUCCAUUCGUGGCGAAGACAAUCUUCAAGAAUCUCUUUAAUGUUAAUGAUGGAUUAUUAGCAAAGGGUGAUGUAUCUACAGUUCUGACAAUUUCCAAGCGCAUCUUGGAAGCUUGUGUAUCGUCUGAAUCUCCGGAUUUAUAUCCAGAUGCUCCAAUAUAUGCCCUAGAGAACAAUACUCUUAUCCAAGAAAACAAACUCAAGUCUUUGAUAGAGCAUGAAGUUGGUCAUCUUGAACCUCCAAAGCCUUCUGAAGACAUAGUGAAGCUUCAACCAGAGUCAUCAGAUAUUCUUAGAAGGUGCAGCUCUGAUAAUUAUACUCGUGACGGACGAAAAAUAUCAACAGGAUCCUGGUAUUCUGAUUCACCCACAGUUCAGGCAUUAUAUGAUAAGAACAACCUUAAAAAUAGCAGAAACAAGGGAUUUUGGAUAAUUGGUGUAUAUUUCCGUGCGGUUGGUUGGCCCAUCAUCUUUUUCUUUAUAUUUUCUCUCACCUUUACAAUUUUGGAUAGUACUAAAUUCAUCAUUACUUCCAAAGUAUCAGAUUCAGUCCUUGAUUAUGCAAAAGAACAUAAAGGAGCAGGAGUGUCAUUAGAGGAUGUUAAGAAAUACUGUAUUAAAGCAUUGAGAUGGAUUGUUCUUUUAUCCGUUGCUGUUAUGGUCGGAGCUUUGUUACGCAUCAUUUCAAUGACAAAAUCUUCCCUUAAUGCAUCAUGCAGACUUUAUGAAUAUUGUAUCAAUUCUCUCUUUUUAAAUAGUUCAGCGGUUAUUAAAAUAAAGAGAUCAUUAGGGAACGUUUUGACAUUCUUGUAUAUGGAUACACUCUCCAUUGACAACACGUUCAAUUACUUCCUCCACGAUAUCUUUCUCUUGUUGAUUGAAGCGAGUGUCCAUCUUCUUACACUUUUAUUCCUUGUACCAUGGGCUACUCCACUUGCUUUUGUAAUUUGCUUUAUUGUUAUUAGGUUUAUCGCAUACCAUUAUAUUAAAUCAUCUCAACAUGUAUCAUUUGCACGUAUGGAGACAUUUAAUAUCUUGGACUCUACAAUUGAAUCUGCUAUAUCUGGCCUACCUAUAUAUCGUAGUUUCAAGAAGGAAUGGGAAUUUAUGCAUAACACAAUCGAACAUGUAGAAUAUAACAUAAGGUGUUUAUACUUUUGUAACUCUUCAGUUAUUUGGAGCGCUGUGACAUUCAAAUGUUUGCUUUCGCCGCUAGCGCUGUUUAUUCUCGUAUUCCCCCUUGUUAGAUCAAGAUUGUUUGAUAUAGAGAUAAAGAUUGGUUAUUAUGCCAUGGCAUACUCAAUAUUUCUCACUGUAAACACUUAUUUUACCAAUUUCCUCAAGCUGUAUUACUUUUUUGAAAUGUGCAGGAUUUCAAUAGGAAGAUUUGAGAACUUUGUUCCUCCAAAUACUCCCGUUAAAUUCACAAAGAAAAGGGACAUUCACCGAACGGAUAUAGUCGUUGAUCAUUCUGAAAAGGAUUCAACUGAUAAGGAUGCAUUAUUGGACGAUUUGAAGAAGAGCAUUCGCAUGAGACGCAAUCUAGAGUAUAAUUCCAAGAGACCAGUAGCUUUCACCAGAUUUAGAAUGCUCUUCUUUAAACACAAGGUUAAUGUGUUUGAUGUGUCAGAGUACGUUACUCCGGGACACAACAGGAUAAAGUUGGAUAAUGUUAGUGUGUACAUCACUUCUACCAAUGAUACCAAUGAGUAUGCUAUUCUAAAGAAUGUUACUUGUUCGGCCAAUACUUCUGAUAUUAUCGGUAUUGUUGGCAGAACAGGUGCAGGAAAGUCUACCCUAUUGUCAGUGCUCCAGGGUUUGGCAAGGAAUAGAGAUGGAUCCGUUUUGCUUGAUGGUUGUGAUCUGAAUGAUAUGCCAAAGAAUGUGACUAGGCAGAUAAUCGGAGUACUACCUCAACUACCAUUUGUAUUCAGAGGCUGGACUGUUCGCCGAUUUAUUGACCCUAGAAUGUUAUUUGAUGAUACCAAUAUUGAAAUGGCUCUUGAAAAUUGUGGCUUACUCAAGUUUGUUGAGAACCUCUCAGGUGGUAAGGGCCUUGACACAGUCAUUAUACCUGAUCACUAUCAUAGGGAUUUACCAAAAUACCUAAAGAGAGCUUAUUAUGGCCCAGACUUUAAAUCGCUAGACGGUUCGUUAAGAAUCGAUGUAGAUCGCGGGAUGACACUUUCAAACUCACAGCUACGUACACUAUCCGUAGCAAGACUAGUGCUCUAUAGAGAAUUCUUCAAAGUUCUUUUGGUUGAUGAACCUCCAGAGGAUGAAUCAGGGGCAUCUAAAACUGCCGACAUCCCAAUUUAUGAGCUCAUCAAGACACACUUCCAACAUUGUACAACAUUUAUCGCAGCUCACAAUACCGAUGUUUUGCGCUUAUGCACUUCCAUUUGGGUAUUUCACAAUGGUACCCUUACAAGGACAUGCAAAACUGAGGAUAUUGUAGACAGUAGUUCACUCUCAAAGAUUAUAGAGGACUGCAUUUUAGAGCAGUAA
Theileria equi strain WA is the source of this 4557-nucleotide messenger RNA. Its product is annotated as ABC transporter, ATP-binding protein domain containing protein. Gene Ontology annotation, cellular component: membrane. NCBI's taxonomy places the organism in Eukaryota, Apicomplexa, Aconoidasida, Piroplasmida, Theileriidae. The transcript has a single exon. The record is from RefSeq and is a predicted model, not a curated record. Bases 1 to 4557 code for a protein of 1518 amino acids. Gene Ontology annotation, biological process: transmembrane transport. Gene Ontology annotation, molecular function: ATP hydrolysis activity; ATP binding; ABC-type transporter activity.